Helianthus annuus (common sunflower) is the source of this 558-nucleotide messenger RNA. RefSeq names its product protein disulfide isomerase-like 5-4. Gene Ontology annotation, cellular component: endoplasmic reticulum; COPII-coated ER to Golgi transport vesicle. The record is from RefSeq and is a predicted model, not a curated record. The transcript is spliced from 5 exons. Lineage: Eukaryota; Viridiplantae; Streptophyta; Magnoliopsida; Asterales; Asteraceae. Bases 1 to 558 code for a protein of 185 amino acids.
AUGGAUGUUGGCAGCGGCUUUAUAGGCGAUGAACAGGUUCCAGGCGAUAUUAUCGUAUCAGUGCGAUCCGAAUCCCACUCGUUUGAUGCUUCGCGCAUAAACAUGUCACAUGUGAUAAACAGUUUCAACUUCGGUAAGAAGGUGACUCCGAGAGUGAUAAGUGAUCUUAAGAGACUGCGACCCUACAUCGAAAGUCAUGACAAGUUGGCUAGUAAAGCCUACAUCACUUUAGAAGACCGCGUAAAUGUCACAAUAGAGCAUUAUCUUCAAGUUGUGAAGACUGAGGUGAUGAGUUCAUCUUAUCAGUUGAUUGAGGAUUAUGACUAUACAGUACAUAGUAGUUUGGUUAAUGCGGUUACGAUUCCGGUUGCAAAGUUUCACUUUGAGCCAUCUCCUAUGCAGAUCUUGGUAACGGAAGAUCCAAAGUUGUUUACUCAUUUCAUCAUCAAAGUUUGCGCCCUUAUUGGGGGCAUAUUUACGGUGGCUGGGAUAUUGGAAUCACUAUUAUACAACACAAUGAGAGUGGUGAAAAAGAUUGAACUUGGGAAAGACUUUUAG